CGAUGGUGUCAAAACUUCGCCUCAUCCAGCCGCCAGUUCAACCGUGCCUCCUCAACUAUUCUAUCCACUUCGACCAGACCACGUACCCAACCUACACGGAGGUUGUCGUCUUAAACAGGGACCGCCUGUAUCGCAAAGGAGACGUCCUUACCGUCAAGGUGGUGGCAAGAGACAAAGAAGGAAGGUCGAAGACGUACGGAGGAGACUUUUUCCGUGCCAGACUGGUCAGCAGUGACCGUUCGCUACAGGCCAGUAGUGCCGGUCACGUCACUGACCAUUGUAACGGUACCUACACCGUGCAGUUCCCACUGUACUGGGUUGGGAAUAUUUCAAUAAAGAUCCAGCUUGUCCAUCCAAGCGAGGCAGUGAAGGUUCUACAGAGCUUGCGACAAGUUCCGAACAAGAGAGACUUCCAUUGCACCUUCGUCGAUCGGAAAACCAAGGGCCAGUAUACACAGCAAUGCUUCAGCUCUAACAACCCCAGCCUACCACCCCACCGAAAGUGCGAUUUCUCAAAACCAGAGGCAAACGGAACCUGGAUUUGUGAGAAACCGGAGAAACUACCGUGUUCCGCCAUCACAAAGUGUCGAUGGAACCCAGAUAUGAGCAGGGUACGGGGCCUUGUGUCUCAAGAGGAAAUAAAACUUUUCCAAAAGCCAUAUCUUGAGACAGAACUUGAAGUACACCCCAAGGAGCCCAUACGAGUCCUUGAGACAGAACUGCCCACACCAGAACACCUUCCAGCGUGUACCGGGAACACACGUGAGUCCGGAGCUUCGCUGGGACAUUGGUCAGGCAAGGUGUGGAAGUCAGCUGUCUGUAAUGUCCGAGUCUUCACUAAGGAAGACAUCCGGCAAUGCCUGGCUAACAAGACCGUGUACAUGCAAGGUGACUCUACCAUUAGGCAAUGGAGCGAGCGUUUGCAGAAGGUAGUACCGCUGUACCACGAUAAAAGAACCACGGAUUCACCAGUGUUUCGAGUAAGAAACAACAACCAGUGGAACAUCUCUGUUUGCUACCGUUUCCACAACGUUCCCGUUCAAGGAAGCCCUUGGGUUAAUUUUCACGACUACCGUUACACUGCUGACGAGCUAGACGCCACUCAGGGAGGCCCAAAUAUCGUGAUAGUCCUAAGUCUGUGGGCUCACUUUACUGCUGAGCCGUUGGACAUGAUUCGGUCUCGUCUGUACGCCAUACGGGGCGCCAUACACCGUCUCCUGCGCAGGAGUCCCGGCACGCGAGUUUUCGUGAGAACUGGAACAACGCGAGAACACAAGGGGGGAAAGUUCGAGUACUAUCUGCUUGCCAGCGACUGGCUGGCUUACCAGAUCACGGAGGUGAUACGAGAGGUGUUCCGGGCGGAUCCAGACGUGGUCGUGUUGGACACGUGGGACAUGAGUGUUUGUCAGCCGGGGGAAGACUAUAUUCACCCAGAUCAAACAAUGGUGGACAAUCAACUAAACAGGCUGUUUUCUCAUAUAUGCCCCAAGUACUAGUAUUGAUAGUUAGAACAUUUUUCGUAAACUUCGUAAAGAAUUCGUUGUUGCUGGAUCUUGCGGCUGUUGCUGCUUUUGCCGUGUAUGAACAUUUAAUUGCAAUAUCAUUGCUAUUUGAGUAAAUUUCCUUCAUUUUUUCAUCUGACAUGAAAAAAAUGACAAACCAAGUGAGGCAAGAUUGAAGUUGGUGCGAAGCAUCCGAUAAAAACUUGAGUAAAUCCUAAAUGUUUCAUUUGAUUAUUGUUUGGUACUUUAUUCAAGCAAACAGCUUUGUAACUGUGCGUAAGUUACAUCUUUGUUUGAUUGUCUAAAGUCAAAUAUUUUAGGCAUUGUGGUCUGGUUUCUGGGUGUAGUAGUUGAGUUUGCGACGUUUUGUAAAAAUGGAUUAUAAGAAAAGUAAAGUGUGU
Molecule: messenger RNA, 1903 nt
Organism: Branchiostoma floridae (Florida lancelet)
Lineage: Eukaryota; Metazoa; Chordata; Leptocardii; Amphioxiformes; Branchiostomatidae
Product: NXPE family member 3-like
Exons: 5
Coding region: 3-1496 (497 amino acids)
Source: RefSeq, a predicted model, not a curated record